This is a messenger RNA of Nelumbo nucifera (sacred lotus), 955 nucleotides long. Its product is annotated as F-box protein At1g67340-like. Gene Ontology annotation, molecular function: protein binding. Lineage: Eukaryota; Viridiplantae; Streptophyta; Magnoliopsida; Proteales; Nelumbonaceae. The record is from RefSeq and is a predicted model, not a curated record.
UCCCCCUCCAACCUUCCCUCUUCUUUAAUGGGUGGGCAACCAUGACGGUAGAUGGAUGGCAAUGUCAGACGUCCAAAGAUGUGCAAAGGAUCGAUAUGAGAACCAAGCUUGGUAAUCGUAAGCUCCAGUUUUUCAAGGAUGAAACACCUCUCAAGAGAAAGAGGGAUUUCCCCGUGGAGAAGUGAUGCUUGACUGGAAAAGGAUGAGAACGGUUCCGGGAAACGUUAGAGAAUCGGAUUUUUUGAUGGUUUGCCUGACAACCUUAUCGUGUAAGAGACUGAAUGGUUUAGGCUUUCAUCCCCUCGUGUUGUCGAAAGCAUCUCCUAUAGCCUUCGCCGUGAAAGCUAAGAACUGGUCUGAAUCGUCUCAUCGCUUCUUGAAGCAGUGUGCAGAUGCUGGAAACAUCGAAGCUUGUUAUACUUUUAGCAUGAUCCAUUUCUAUUGUCUACAAAACCGAGGAAGUGGGGCGUCGCUGAUGGCUAAAGCGGCCAUCAGCUCUCACGCUCCAGCGCUUUAUUCACUUGCCGUUAUCCAGUUCAAUGGCAGCGGUGGGUCCAAGAACGACAAGGACCUCCGAGCCGACAUCGCUCUCUGUGCACGAGCCACUUUCCUCAGCCACAUCGAUGCCCUCCGGGAACUCGACCACUGUCUGCAAGAUGGCUAUGGCGUCCGCCAAAACAUCGCCGAGGGGCGCUGAUUCCUCGUCCAUGCGAGGCGACAUGAAUUUUGUCGUUGCUUGGCGUGUGGCACCGUGAACUACUUUUCUCGGGCGUGUCAGGCGCUCGAUUGGAAGUUAGGCCAUAAGGUGGAGUGCGUACCCAUGGAGCGGUGGCUCGGUGGCGAUGUCGAAGCUAACGGAGGAAUCGUCGAGGUUGACGAGGACGAUGCCAUGCUUCCUCUUGUAAUAAACUAAAAAAUAGAGUAUCGUUCCCAUUGAUGAACUAAAUUCCCAGUA